Salvelinus namaycush (lake trout) is the source of this 1962-nucleotide messenger RNA. Its product is annotated as cytokine receptor-like factor 1. Gene Ontology annotation, cellular component: ribonucleoprotein complex. The record is from RefSeq and is a predicted model, not a curated record. Gene Ontology annotation, molecular function: single-stranded RNA binding; protein binding. NCBI's taxonomy places the organism in Eukaryota, Metazoa, Chordata, Actinopteri, Salmoniformes, Salmonidae. The transcript has 7 exons. Bases 1 to 1404 code for a protein of 467 amino acids. Gene Ontology annotation, biological process: retrotransposition.
AUGCCGAGUAAUAAGCGACCAAAGGACAAUAAAUCCACAUCGGAGGCCUACUCCACACCAAACAACGAGACAGACAUGGCGGAAGGCACAGGCAACAACGUGACACUUAAAGAACUUACCCGGGCUUUGGGAGAACUACGUGUUGCUUUAGCUGAGGAUCUUAAGGCUACUAUUGCUGAACUGGACACCAAAAUCGAGAGCACCAUUCGAACGGUCGCUUCGCAGGGCCAGAGUAUUGUGGACCUUGAGAAAGCUUCUGAAUUCAACGCUGGUAGGAUCUACGAGUUAGAGAAGCUAUGCUCGUCACUGCAGGAUAGUGUGCAGAGGCUUUCUGUGAAAGUGGUCGACCUGGAGGGCCGUUCCAGACUAAUCAUCUGUUGUCACAGUUUCAAGACCAAGGAUCUUAUCCUGCGCGAGGCCCGAAUGAGGGGCAACCUGUUACAUAAAGGGCACCCCUUCCGUGUCUAUGAUGAUUAUGCGCCCGAUGUGGCAAAGCACCGCGGCGGCUACAGAGAUGUCAUGACCAAACUCUACAAACUCCAUCUUCGCCCAGCCUUGCUCUUCCCUGCAAGACUAAGAAUUACCCCGCCUUCCGGUGAGAAGAUUUGGCUCUCCUCGGUCUUGGACGCAGAGAAGUUUAUCCGGGAACAUACGCCAAUCCCCCGUACAGAGAUGGCAGGGAUCUUCCCCCAGGACCCAGCCUUGCCCAUCGGCUCCACCCUCACUGCCACAUGUUCAGUCAGCCCUGAUCUGGGCCUCCACGCCAGCUCUCUGUUCUGGAGCCUGAAUGGCCACCGGCUGCCCAGCUCUUCCUACAGCGUGUUGAGCCCUACGGCCCUCAGUGUCACCCUGCCGGGCUUGCCAGCCUCUAGGCAGAGGUCAGGGGACAACCUGGUGUGUCACAACCAUGGAGGACAUGUUCUAGCCGGGUCCUGCCUCUACAUUGGGAUGCCUCCAGUGAAGCCAGUCAACUUGACCUGCUGGUCCAGAAACACCAAAGACCUGACCUGUCGAUGGGCACCAGGAGGACAGGGAGAGACCUUCAUCAAGACCAAAUACACACUCAAAUACAAACUCAGUGUGUGUGUGUGUGUGGUAAUCCCAGUGUGUUCUAUGCAGGUGCGCUGUAACCCAGUAGGAAUCUAUGGGUCUCGUAGGGCUGGUAUCUGGAGUGAAUGGAGCCAUCCGACUGCUGCUUCUACACCUCAUAGUGAGCGUGUAUUAUCAGGUUCGUGUGACUCCAAGUCUGCGUUACGUCGAGAGCUGAAGCAGUUCUUCGGCUGGGUACGGAAUCAUGCGUAUGGCUGCGGCGGCAUGUCAAUCAAACUCUAUGACCAAUGGAGAGUCUGGAUGCAGAAGAGACACAAAACACACAACCAGGUCCUACAAGGGGAUAAGUCAUAGUACGCAUCACCCCUGCCUUUAAACAACCAGCAACAAAGUCAAGACAACAUCAUGUGUGUGAAAAAUGGUUUCUCCUAAAUGCUGUGGUUUUGCAUACACCAUUCAGCGACGGAAGAAGGGGGCAUAAAUACAAUUUUGGGGACAGUGUCUCUACAACAGCAGCCCUAGACUAUGCUGUAAUUAUUUAACAAGACAUGGAGGAGUAAGAAGUUGAGGAAGAGUGAUCUUCUUCUUACUGUGGAAAUACUGGCAGCUCUGAAAAGCUAGAGAUCCACAGCACCCUCUAGUGGAAGCUAACAUACUGGGAGGAACAGUAGAGAUGGAGGACCAUAGUAAUGUUUCUAGUCACAUCCCAGUCUUAAACCAUGAUGACCCAAUCGGAACUGUCUGUAACCCAAUAUUUGGGAACCCUGGUCUGCAGGGGAGGGGGGGGGGCACCGUUACAAGACUAUAGACUGAAAUUGUUGUCUGUAUCAGUGUGGAGAUCUGUCUUAAUAAUAAGUAGGGUCAGGAGUUUUUCCUGAUCAUACGGCCCUGCCCAGGAAAACUUCCUGACCA